CGCGCUCUCCAUUUUGCGCUAACAUAAUCACCAGCAGCAGCAGCAGCAGCAGUAAUACAUGUACGAGUUCGAUCCUGUAUUGUAAGAGGCGGUGAAUGUUUACAGGUUCUGUCAGCACCCGUAGAUGCGCUUUAGAUGCGUGAUAUUGUUACGACGACGACAACAACAACAUGAGUGUGAACGCGUUUAGCAAUCUUUUCGGAUGCGGACGGGCGGCUGUGAUAGGAAUGAUCCACGUCAAAGCUCUUCCAGGCAGUCCUAGAUUCGACAUGAGUAUGGAGAAGAUCGUGUCUGCUGCCAAGCGUGAAGCCGAGAUGUAUUUAGAUGCUAAAGUGGACGGCGUUUGCAUUGAGAACAUGCACGACGUUCCUUAUCUUCACUCCGAUCGUGUCGGACCGGAGACCGUGGCAGCGAUGACUCGUGUUGCCGCCACCGUGCGCGCUGCCGCACCCUCCCUCCCGCUAGGAGUGCAGAUACUAGCGGCAGCUAACACACAGGCGAUGGCCGUCGCUCGCGCAGCAGGUACAGCGAGAGAAUGUGUCCACGUGUCGCGUCGCAGGGUGCCGCGCGCUGUCACGCCAACGCCGCAUUGUCAUAGCUACGCUAACAUGCAGUUGUAAACGACAGCAGCAGCUGCAUGCUACGU
Molecule: messenger RNA, 646 nt
Organism: Priapulus caudatus
Lineage: Eukaryota; Metazoa; Priapulida; Priapulimorpha; Priapulimorphida; Priapulidae
Exons: 3
Coding region: 171-620 (149 amino acids)
Source: RefSeq, a predicted model, not a curated record